UUCUGCAAUCGAGUGAAUGCGUCAUAUAGAGGGUAGCGUCCUGGUUGUUUGCAUUUGCAGUGUGUGCUUAGAGCUGACAUGCUCGCGAUUCUUUCGUUGUGUUUAUUCCUGCUGGUUUGGUGGUACUUAUCACCUGACAAGAAGACGUCGACAGCCCCUGGUCCCAGGCCCUGGCCUAUCAUCGGCAGUAUCCACCUCCUGGGGCGCCACGAGACCCCUUUUCAGGCCUUCACUGAACUCAGCAAAAUCUAUGGGGACAUUUUCAGCAUCAAUCUUGGCACAGUACCGUGUGUUGUUGUGAACAAUUUGCAGCUCAUCAAGGAGGUUUUAGUGACCAAGGGUGCCGAUUUUGGUGGUAGGCCCGACUUCACCAGGUUCCACAAACUGUUCGGAGGCGAUCGAAACAAUUCUUUGGCUCUAUGUGACUGGUCAUCGCUACAAAAGACUCGAAGAAACAUUGCUAGAGCCUAUUGCUCCCCAAAGUUGACAUCACUGCAGUGCGACAAGGUUAAAGCAGUUGCCUUAGAAGAACUGAAAGUUUUUCUCACCGAACUGAACAAACUGCCAUUGGAAGAGCCUGUUGACAUUAAACCCAUAGUACUGAAGGCAUGUGCAAACAUGUUCACAAAAUACAUGUGCUCGACAAGUUUCGCUUACGACGAUAAAGAAUUCAGUUUGGUGGUUAGAUAUUUCGAUGAGAUAUUCUGGGAAAUCAACCAAGGAUAUGCUGUUGAUUUCAUGCCUUGGCUUUUACCGAUGUACACUGGACACAUGAACAAGAUAUCCAAUUGGGCAACUGUUAUAAGAAGCUUCAUUUUGGAGAGGAUCAUAAACGAACAUGAGGCUUCAUUGGAUUACGAUGGUAUUCCUAGAGACUUCACUGACGCUCUUUUGAUGCACUUGGCAGAAGAUCCAAAUAUGAAUUGGCAACAUAUCAUUUUCCAGUUGGAGGAUUUCAUUGGUGGACAUUCUGCUGUAGGUAACCUAAUUAUGGUUACCCUAUCAUCAGUGAUCAAGUAUCCCGAAGUAGCAGCAAAAAUACAAAAAGAAGUGGAUUCUGUGACUGGAGGUAACAGAUGUCCGAAUUUAUUCGACAAAGAAGCUAUGCCGUAUACUGAAGCAACAAUCAUGGAAGCUCUUAGGCUAGCUUCAUCCCCAAUAGUACCUCAUGUAGCCACAGUUGACUCAAACAUCGGUGGAUACACCGUCAACAAAGGUACAAUGAUAUUCAUCAACAACUACGAGCUCAACAUUGGAGAUGACUAUUGGAGCGAACCCAAUAAAUUCAAGCCAGAAAGAUUUAUAUCUGCAGGUGGUCAUAUAUCUAAACCUGCACAUUUCAUACCUUUCAGUACAGGAAAAAGGACUUGUAUUGGACAAAAAUUGGUGCAGUAUUUUUGCUUCGUUAUUUUGGCCACUCUAGUACAACACUUCGAUUUGUCAGUUCCUGUACCACCGAAAUUGAAGCCAGGUUGUGUAGCUGUACACCCUGAUUGUUUCAAAUUCAUCUUGAAAUCCAGAGGGCACAACAACGUAUAGUUGUAACCUGAAGGAAAUGUGUCAGAAAAACUUAAUGAUGUAAUAGCUCCAUUGAAUUGAAAAAGGAUGAAUGGCAUUCUUCAGAUGAAUGUCCUUUGAAAAUGAGUUCUUCCGCAUUAAGAUUUUCUUACACAUAUUCCAGCUGAGCAUCACCCAUCUUUUUUCAUUUAUCAAGUACCUAUUGGAAUUUAUCAUUCAUUGUAUAUAUGUCAUUUAAAUGAAUUGUAAAAACGAAUUUACUAAUUUAUCUCCAGUUAUGAUCCCCCUAUAUAUUGUCCACUAUAAAUGAGACUGAAUAAACUGAGUAUUUUAUUA
Harmonia axyridis is the source of this 1854-nucleotide messenger RNA. RefSeq names its product cytochrome P450 307a1. Lineage: Eukaryota; Metazoa; Arthropoda; Insecta; Coleoptera; Coccinellidae. The coding region runs from base 79 to 1539 and encodes 486 amino acids. The transcript has 2 exons. The record is from RefSeq and is a predicted model, not a curated record. Gene Ontology annotation, molecular function: oxidoreductase activity, acting on paired donors, with incorporation or reduction of molecular oxygen; iron ion binding; heme binding.